Molecule: messenger RNA, 3779 nt
Organism: Choloepus didactylus (southern two-toed sloth)
Lineage: Eukaryota; Metazoa; Chordata; Mammalia; Pilosa; Megalonychidae
Gene: ZNF770
Product: zinc finger protein 770
Exons: 2
Coding region: 151-2229 (692 amino acids)
Biological process (GO): regulation of transcription by RNA polymerase II
Molecular function (GO): DNA-binding transcription factor activity; RNA polymerase II cis-regulatory region sequence-specific DNA binding
Source: RefSeq, a predicted model, not a curated record
CUUGUCGCCGCUCCGACACUGUGGAUGUUCGCUGGCUUGCUUCGCGGCAUCUGGCUCCGUGAGAUGCUGAGCUGCCGAGUUCUGUCACCUCCAGACAUCUGUGGAGUUUAAGAAUGCUGUGGAGCUCAUCAGAAUGCAUUACUGAAGAAAAUGAUGGCUGAAAACAGUUUUAAAAUGCUAAAGAUUCAACAGUGUGUAGCCAACAAACUCCCUAGAAAUAGGCCAUAUAUUUGCAAUAUUUGCUUCAAGCACUUUGAAACACCAUCAAAAUUAGCUAGGCAUUAUCUUAUUCAUACUGGUCAAAAGCCAUUUGAAUGUGAUGUGUGCCAUAAAACCUUCAGGCAGCUAGUUCAUCUGGAGAGACAUCAGCUAACUCAUAGUCUGCCUUUUAAAUGUAGUGUUUGUCAGCGGCACUUUAAAAAUCUGAAAACAUUUGUGAAACACCAACAACUUCACAAUGAAACCUACCAGAAUGAUGUUAAACAGGUGAGAAGAUUGUUGGAGGCCAAGCAAGAAAAGCCACUUUAUGGAGCGUGUUGUACUUUUACCACAGAGGAGAGAUGGGCAUUCCACCCAUGCUCUAAGUCUGAUCCCACGUACAGCCCUACGAAAAGAAGAAAGAAUAUUCAUGCAUGUACAAUAUGUGGCAAGACGUUUCCGUCACAAUCAAAACUUGAUAGGCAUGCACUUAUUCAUACUGGUCAGAGGCCUUUUAAAUGUGUCCUGUGUAGUAAAUCUUUCCGACAGUCAACUCAUUUAAAAAUCCACCAACUCACACAUUCAGAAGAAAGACCUUUUCAAUGUUGUUUUUGUCAAAAAGGAUUUAAGAUUCAAAGCAAACUUCUGAAGCAUAAACAAAUCCAUACUAAGAAUAAGACUAUUCAGACUCUUUCGUUAAAGGUAAAGAGUCCAGAAUCGUGCCCGCUGCCUAAUAAAUUAAAUGCAAAGCAGGAUGGUUUUGAAAAUGGUGAUAUGGAUGAAUCUGAAGAGAAUAAUCCACUUGAUGUCCACUCUAUUUAUAUAGUCCCUUUUCAGUGUCCACAGUGUGAAGAGUGUUUUGAAUCAGAGCAGAUUCUCAAUGAACACAAGUGUUUUCCUGGCAAAGGUGGCAAAAUCCCAAGCAGGCUCAAAAGAAGCUACAACUAUAAAACCAUUGUUAAAAAAAUCUUGGCCAAGCUUAAACAUGCUGCAGUUAAGAAAUUAGAUAACUUUCGAUCUGAAAAAAAAGUAUUUAAAACCAGUUUCUUGAAAAAUUGUGAUCUUAUUUCUAGUGAGCAGAGCUCUGAGCAAAUCCAGAGAACAUUUAAGGAUUCUCUUGGCAAACAUGGAACGUAUAAGCCAGUUGGCAACAAAAAGAAAAAAACAUUGACUUUGCCAUUAUCUUGGCAAAAGCAAUUCCAGAGCCAAAAUGUGGGAAAAAAUUUGAAAGGUAUCUGUGCAACAGAAACCAUGUUAACUGUGGAUAAUUCAGUGAAUAAUAAAGACAUAUCUAUCUAUGGUUCAUCAGGUGAGGAAUUCUUUAGUAAUUGUGAAGUGCUUCAGUAUGGUUUUUCAGUUCCAAGGGAAAACAUACAUACUGGACAUAAAAUGUGUCCUUGUGACAAAUGUGAGAAAGUAUUUCCUUCUGUAUCCAAACUACAAAGACACUAUUUAAUUCAUACUGGACAGAGGCCUUUUGGCUGUAAUGUCUGUGGGAAAUCUUUUAGACAGUCAGCUCACUUAAAAAGACAUAAACUUACUCAUAUUGAAAAGAUUCCUUACAGAAGAUCUCUUUGUCAAGUAGAGUUUGACAAUUUGAACAAACUUUUCAUUCAUCCAGGUGAUACUGUUAACUGCAAUGCUUCCCAACAAUGUCAGGUUCUUGGUUUUCAAAAAUAUGAAGUCUCAGAGUCAGAUCAAAUAUCAGAAAUAAAAGUUGAGGCAGAAUCAGAGGAUUUCAUUCUUGGUACCCACUAUAAGAACAGGCAGCCCUAUGUCUCUACUGCAUUUCUGGAAUCAGAACAGAGCAAUCAUAGCCAUUGUUGCAGUUACUCAGGGCAUACUGAGAGGACUGAUGGCCUCCUUUAUCAAUGCAGUGUUUGUUCUAAAAGUUUCAGGUCUCCAUCUAAACUGGAAAGACACUAUCUAAUUCAUGCAGGGCAAAAGCCAUUUGAAUGCUCAGUUUGUGGCAAAACAUUCAGGCAGGCUCCUCACUGGAAAAGACAUCAACUUACUCACUUUAAAGAAUGACCACAAGAGGAAGUGGUUGUCUUAAAUUCAGUUAUGUAACUGAUUCAACCACUAACAACAUUUGUGGUCUGUCUGGUAGUCUUGUUCUUAAAACCUAUAUCACUUAAGAUAUUUUUUUUUUUUAUCAAAAGACCUUCAUGUCAUUAGACUGAAUGAAUUCAUAGGCAGUUGCUUGUCCUGCAUGGUAAGGAGCUAAGAUACAUAGAAAAUUAAAACAAUGUUUUAGGGACCGCCAAAUUAAUUUUAGAACAUGAUAUGAUGCUAUAAAGUAAGCACUUAUUUUAUUUGAAUGUUAUAUACUUUGGCUGUAUUAUAAGUGUUAUAAAUCUUUGAUGCUAUACAAAUAAUUUAGCCUUAUUCAUUUUUUUGAAGGAAUUACUCCUUAAGACAUGCCAUCUCCUAUUAGAUAGAAGACUGAGAGGCAAAAAUUGAUUCUUAGCUGCAGCAAAUAGCCCCACUAUAUUUCAUUUAUCUUACAUUUAUGUGAAAGCAUAAUUUUGUCCGCCUGUGGCUCAGAUUCCAUUGUAGAUUUUUUUCCCUGUAAAUUAAAAAAAAAAUACUUAGGUAAUAAAAUUGAAUAUGGAUGAGAAAAUUAUAGCACUAUUUUUAUUAGUCUUUUCAAAGUCAUUUAGUUUUAGGGUAAUUUAGUAAUUUUACCUAACUUUUCCUCCAGUGAUGAGAAGUGUAUUUUUGCCCAGGCUGUUGUCAUCUUUUCUGAAAGAAUUUUAAAAGUAGGGAAGAGGCUAGGAUGUACUUAUCCACAUUUACCAGGAAUAUUUUCCAAGUGCCAUAACCUUUUUGAUCAUAUGUAUGCAGCUUUUUCUUGUUUCAGAGAUAUAAACACAGUUCAUCUAUUUGCUUGUUAAUGGCUGACAGCAAUAAUCACAGACUUAAGACUCAUGUAGAGAUCUGCAUCCUCUUAAAACUUACUUACUUUUGUAAAACUUUCUUUUAAUAUCUCUUUGAGUGGUCCUAUGACUUACUUAAGCCCAUUUUGUUAAAUCUGAUCAAAUGGCAAUAACUAAGUCUGGUCUUAGUUUUUAUUCCUGUAUGUUUUUGCAAAAUUGUAUGCUAAAAAAUGUUCUUUUGACCCUUAUUAAAUAGAUAUUUUCAUUAGAAAGGUAAUUAAUUACUCCUAUGGAGGAAUAAGAUGUUCAUAGACUUGAGGGUAUUAUUCUAAACAACUGUCAUGAUUUGGAAAAUAUUUCAUUUAAUCCUAAACUUAUAGACUUAUAACAACAAAUUGUCUUUCAUAUUUGCCAUUGUUUAUAAAAUCUUUAACUGACAAUUUUUGGAAAUAAAAAAUUAAUCAUUUUAUUUCUAAGAUGAAAGGAAGAACAGGUGGGUAUUUAUCCUAGCAUUCUUAAUUAUAGUGAAAAAUCCUCCAUUGAGAAUAUGGAUAAAUGAACAGUUGUAAGUUUUUAAUCUUAUUCUAAGAACUUUUGGGGGGUGGGGGAUGUCUGCUUAUUUCUUUUAACCCAAGUGAAUUUUAAGUCACUUGGGUUUAAUUUACAGAGAUGAACAAUGACAAUACAUAUAAUUGCCCAAUG